ACGGUUGUCGGACAUGUUUGGUGACCAAUAUUCAUUAGAAGGUGCUUUGCAAUUUUUAUUUCAACCAAAUGUUAUUUAUACGAUAAAUUUUAAUAAUAUGAUGUGGCAGAGUUUAUUGAUGUGA
This is a messenger RNA of Funneliformis mosseae, 124 nucleotides long. NCBI's taxonomy places the organism in Eukaryota, Fungi, Glomeromycota, Glomeromycetes, Glomerales, Glomeraceae. The record is from the annotation of a GenBank genome assembly.